Felis catus (domestic cat) is the source of this 499-nucleotide messenger RNA. RefSeq names its product transmembrane protein 258 (gene TMEM258). Bases 145 to 384 code for a protein of 79 amino acids. The record is from RefSeq and is a predicted model, not a curated record. Gene Ontology annotation, cellular component: membrane-bounded organelle. Gene Ontology annotation, biological process: protein N-linked glycosylation. The transcript has 4 exons. Lineage: Eukaryota; Metazoa; Chordata; Mammalia; Carnivora; Felidae.
CCCCCUACCUCCGAAACCACAGGACUACAAAUCCCACAAUGCCACGCGAGCGGGCGCACUUCCUUUUCCGGCUGCACAAGGCGCCUGCUCCUGCCGACGUGUUAUUCCUGUGGCGGAGCGGUGGAUUACCCUGUGCCUGGCAAGAUGGAGCUCGAGGCCAUGAGCAGAUACACCAGCCCAGUGAACCCAGCUGUCUUCCCCCAUCUGACCGUGGUGCUGUUGGCCAUUGGCAUGUUCUUUACCGCCUGGUUCUUCGUCUAUGAGGUGACCUCCACCAAGUACACUCGGGAUAUCUACAAAGAGCUCCUCAUCUCCUUGGUGGCCUCGCUUUUCAUGGGCUUUGGAGUUCUCUUCCUGCUGCUCUGGGUCGGCAUCUACGUGUGAGCUCCCAAGGGUUCCAGCCCGGCGGCUUCACUGAACCCCUGCUUUUGUAAAUUAAUUUUUUUACCGUUGCCACAAGCGUCCCCCACCUGCUCACAAUAAAGGCAGAUGUGUGACC